AUGCGCAGGGCGUCGCUGGAUCCGCUGGUGGUAGGCAGAGUAGUCGGGGAUGUGCUCGACAUCUUCGUUCCGACGGCGGAGCUGGCGGUGCGCUACGCCACUCAAAAGAUCAGCAUUAACGGCGGCAAGCUGAAGCCUUCCUCCGCUGCUGAAAGGCCUAAAGUCCGUAUCACCGGCUCUCCAAAUAACUACUACACUCUUGUCAUGGUUGAUCCUGAUGCUCCUAGUCCGAGUGAACCCGCAUUUAGAGAGUGGCUCCAUUGGCUAGUCAUAAAUAUUCCUGAGGGAUCCGAUGCCAGUGAAGGGAAGGAGCUAAUGGCGUACAUGGGGCCACAGCCGCCGAUCGGGAUCCAUCGUCACGUAUUUGCAGCAUUCCGGCAGGCGGGGCUUAUGGAGACGGUGAAAGGGAAGCCGGCGGAGCGAGGACUUUUCAAUACGCGGCAGUUUGCGAGCGAGAAUCAACUCGGUCUCCCCGUCGCUGCUUUCUAUUUCAAUUCUCAGAAACAACCUGCUGGAAACAAGACACGUUAACUAAUUAACUACUCUCUCUCUCUCU
Molecule: messenger RNA, 556 nt
Organism: Salvia miltiorrhiza (redroot sage)
Lineage: Eukaryota; Viridiplantae; Streptophyta; Magnoliopsida; Lamiales; Lamiaceae
Product: protein MOTHER of FT and TFL1-like
Exons: 4
Coding region: 1-531 (176 amino acids)
Source: RefSeq, a predicted model, not a curated record